Messenger RNA from Gambusia affinis (western mosquitofish), 1222 nucleotides. Its product is annotated as arginine esterase-like. Gene Ontology annotation, molecular function: serine-type endopeptidase activity. Lineage: Eukaryota; Metazoa; Chordata; Actinopteri; Cyprinodontiformes; Poeciliidae. The transcript has 6 exons. Gene Ontology annotation, biological process: proteolysis. The record is from RefSeq and is a predicted model, not a curated record. Bases 182 to 958 code for a protein of 258 amino acids.
AUAUGCCGUAUGUUUGUCCUAAACAUGAUCUUUGUUAGCACACUAGCUUCACAUUAUGCUAAACCAAAGAGAUGUUAAGAGAUGUUAUUUCUUAGUAGCAGUUCACAGCUUCCUGCCCAGCAGGAACAGAGUUUAAAAGCUGCUGCAGGACCGCAGACAUUCACAGGAAGCUGGACCAGCAAUGGCUCUGCUGACAGUUCUGCUGCUGCUGCUGCUGGGCGUGGCAGUGAGCUCAGCGUCUCUGCAGAAGAGGAUUAUUGGAGGUCAGAACUGUAAAGACGAUGAGCGGCAGUAUCACGUGAAGGUCUAUAGAUAUGAUCACACAAAAUAUGAAAUCUGUGGAGGUUCUCUGAUCAGUGAUCAGUGGGUUCUGACUGCAGCUCACUGCUGGAACUCAGAUCCAUCAUGGGUUAAUGAGGCACAUGUAGGACUUCAUCCUAAACGUACUCCAAAGAAGAUGUAUCCAAUCACUCAACGUGAGGUUUAUAGAGACAGCAACGGUCGCUAUCAUGACAUCAUGCUCCUGAAGCUGCCAGAAAAAACAACAAUCCGACCAAUCAAACUACCUGACUGUCCAGAUACUCUCCCACUUGGCACCAAGGUUCAGUUUGCAGGUUAUGGAGAUGCAAAAGUUGGCUUUUUUAACAAAAGAGUCAAACAUCGUCCAAAUGAUCUUCAGUGUGCAGAGUUUAAGAUUGGUAAACAUGAAAAGUUGGAAAAGGAACUGGCAAAACACGAGGACACCGAGUUCAGUUACCAGAAGUGGUACAGUGUGAGCAGCUCUAAGAAGGACACAGCUUUCGGCGACUCUGGUGGAGGAUUUGUGUUCAAGAACAGGCUGUACGGCGUUUGUGUCUUCACUGGAGAUCCACUGUAUGCACUCAGUAAACCAAGUGCUUUCCUGGAUGUCUGUGCCUACAAAAAGUGGAUAGAUGACACAAUUAACCAAAAACCCUAAGGAUUUUUGGUUAUUUGGUUAGGAACAUUUAUGAUGCUAAAUGUUCCCACCAUCAUAAAAUCACAAAGUUCAAAUUAAUCUUUAAAUUUCAGUUUUCAGUUGAAUCAUUUUCUGAUUUACAGCUGAAUUAUUUGGGGAUUUAAGUUAUUGUGUACAAGUUGAUCUGUGAUAAUAUCUUAUUUCUCAAUAAGUAAAGGUACUGUUUGUAAUAAUCAGUAAUAAUAUCCACCGUCACAUGACUAGGAAAUAAAAGCCGUUAUCUGA